Betta splendens (Siamese fighting fish) is the source of this 2324-nucleotide messenger RNA. It is a transcript of the gene taf1b, whose product is annotated as TATA box binding protein (Tbp)-associated factor, RNA polymerase I, B. The record is from RefSeq and is a predicted model, not a curated record. The coding region runs from base 431 to 1957 and encodes 508 amino acids. Gene Ontology annotation, molecular function: RNA polymerase I core promoter sequence-specific DNA binding. NCBI's taxonomy places the organism in Eukaryota, Metazoa, Chordata, Actinopteri, Anabantiformes, Osphronemidae. Gene Ontology annotation, cellular component: RNA polymerase I core factor complex; RNA polymerase transcription factor SL1 complex. Gene Ontology annotation, biological process: nucleolar large rRNA transcription by RNA polymerase I; RNA polymerase I preinitiation complex assembly. The transcript has 15 exons.
UAAAAUGUUUUCUAGUUCUGAAAUAAUUCUAUAAUAAUCUAAUAUUUCUCUAGAGAGGUUUGGAUAAUAGUAGAACAUAGUUUGCGUGUCGUGAUGUGGGUCCUACAGGGCACAAAUACUUAAUGUGACACUAAAUCACGAACAAGACAUAGCCUGUAUUUCUCCAGCUGCUCAGAUCCUGCAGCCGAUUUUGGUUCAUGGUUAUCCAAACACGAAAUAACUAGAAGCCUGGUACCGGGAGGCCUGCGCUCAGUGUGCGGCUGUGGACUGGGGACUUUCAGACGAGGGUCGUUUCUACUGCAGGUGCUGUCACAAUGUCAUCGAGAGAACCAAAGAGGUGGUGGACACGAGCAGUGCCCCCGGUUCCACCAGGGUCUCCACCAUUGGCAGAGGAUCCAGAACCAAGAGGCCCGAGGGAGGUCGUCAGUGGAUGGUCUGUGAGGGUUUCCAGUUCAUCCUGAUGAAGCAGGCCAAUGCUUUGGUCCAACUGGGAGUCAGUCCACAGUUUAAGGACAAGGUGCUGUGUCAGCUGUGGAGACUUUACCUGCAGAGGAGUCGACAGGCCUACACCCACAACCCAGUGAGGAGCUCCAAGUUUAAGCUGCGAAGUCUGGACUCUGACUCGGACAGUGCAGCCGAGUCGGCUGUCACAGCCUUCAGUGAGACGGAUGGAGACGCAAACCUGUCGAGCACCGCAGGAUCCAACGCAGAGAGCUCCAGUGGUUGGUCGCAGUUCUCAGGCUCAGUGGACGCCAGAAACUAUCUGGGUCCUCGGAUGAAGCGGAACUGCGGCCUGAUGAGCAUGAAGAAGACUCUGGCUCUAAUCCACCUGGCUCUGGUCUGGAGCCGUGAGCCGCUGACACUCAGUGACCUCCUCAGGUUUGCAACUGAAGGUCAUGUCCCGUACCUGAACGCUUACGAGGAACUUCCUGAAGAGAUGAAGCUGGACGGCAAAGACGGGUUCAUCUUCAGAGUCGAGAGUAUCCCGUCCCACCACACGCUGCAUAAAGAGGCUCAGACUCUGCUGCUCUUCCUGCAGCUUCCUGCUUUUCCUCCAAUCAGCCGUCAGAGUCUACUGCACCCGGCACUGCUGAGCCUGCGCUACCUGAUGGACGCCAACCUCCCCGAUGAGCUCCACCCGUGGGUCUGCCAGCUUUUGGAGCGAGCUGGCAUGGCAGAACAUUCGCUCCACACAUUUGACCCGGUCUCUCACCCCCUCCUGCCAAGGUUCGACCUCCAGAGUGUGGCCCUCAUCAUCGUCACCCUGAAGGUCCUCUUCGGCCUUGACGACCACACUGAGUGGGAUUUGUCCAAUGUAGCUGGAGACCAUGGCGACUCAGAAAAUAUGUUCAGCCUGAGGAGGUGGUAUCGACUGAUGCAGGCAGCUCUAAUCACAGCACAGCAAAGGAGAAACCAGCACAUAGCCCGGAAGCAGUGGAAGGCCAAGAAGCCUCUGUCAUCCAGCAAGAUGCACAUAAAUAUCGUCAUGAAACAGAAACGAACAGCUGAGCAGGUCCAGGCCUGUUUUCAGAAGCUGUCUUCCUGCCCAGUGGGAGUCCAGCCCGCUGAGCCAUCCAGCUUUAGGUUCUGCUGGGGAGACGAGGAUGGAGCUGAUGGUCCCAGUCUGCACCAUCAGAAGCUGGACUCAGCUGUGACCCUGAGCCACAACGUUCACGCUGCAUCUAACUCAACAUACUGGCACCCAGCGCUCAGAGCCUGCGACCCCGGGAAGUGCAGGAAUCAUUACCCGGAGGUGGAGGCGUCGCUGCCGCGGUCGUUGGUCUGGCUGCUGCAGCUCUUCUCCUUCAUGCUGGACGUGACGCCAGCCUGCCUGUACGAGGAGGUGCUGGGGGUGGAGAGACGGGUCUUCGGCACCAAGACGCCCAACGGAUGUGGAGCUGAAGAAACGAACCGGACAGACAAGAAGACAAGACGGAAAUGUUCUCAAAGAUGCUAAAUGAUGCUCAAAAUGUAAAGGGAUCCAAAACAUCUUUGAAGUUCUGACCUGAACUUGCUCAAUGAGGAGCUGGUCCAUUUACUGCCCAGUUACUAUUUUAGAGACUUGUUCCAGUAUAUGAUGAGAAGAAUGUGUUUGUUUGAUAUAAGGGUUUUCUGUACACAGAAAUGCUUGUAUGAACAAAUGGGGUCUCAAUGUGUGCUUGGUGCAUUGUCUCUUUGUUUUUCAGGCUGAACUCAAACAAAGAAUCGACGUAGACACAAACUGACCAGCAGGAGGCGACACUCAUUUAAAGUUUGUCUCAUCUUAAAGUCUUUGUGAACAAAAAACAAACCUCUGCAAUGAAAUAAAUUUUGCUAAUAAACAA